CAAAAAUUCAUCUUACUCUUCCUUCUCUUCACAACAACGUUGACACUGCUAAAGAGAAAAUAGAGAAGCUAAUUCUUUCCCAUCUUUUUGCUCCAAGACCAGGUACCAGUCACCCAAGGUCAAGCACCACUUGCCACUGCUUAUCAGACUAUUUCUUUCCAGUUUGCUCGAUAUCGACCUGACCUGAUGGCGGAUGCACUACUCGGUUCCGCAGUACAAGUUCUAGUGGAGAAGGCAAUAAACUUGGGUUCAGAACAAAUUGGCCAGUUUGUUGGGUUCAAGAAUGAUUUGAAGAAACUGCAGAAAACGUUGAUUGGAAUCCAGGUUGUCCUUCGUGAUGCAGAGAAAAAACAGGUGACUGAAGAUUCCGUGAAGCUUUGGCUGGAGGAGCUUGAACGUGUGGCGUUUGAUGUUGAUAAUUUGCUGGAUGACUUCAACUAUGAAAUGAUUCGACGCAAAGUUGAGAUCCGAAACCAAAUGAAGCAGAAGGUAUGCUUCUUCUUCUCAGUCUCCAAUCCCAUUGCAUUUCGUUGCAGAAUGGCCAAAAAAAUUCAGAAAAUCAAUAUGGAUUUGAUAAGUAUCAAUGAACAAGCAACGAAACUUGGCCUCCUCCGGUCACAGAAUGGAGCUAGAGAUGCACCUGCUCUUUCUCCUCCUAGCAGAGGAGCAUUUAUGAAGAAGAGAGAGACUGACUCUGUUACUGUUGAUGCAAGUUUUGUUGGAAGAGAUGGUGAUGUUUCAGCAAUAGUAACACAACUAACUGCCAUGAAUAAUAAUGAAACUAUCUCCGUUCUUCCGAUAGUAGGGAUGGGCGGGAUCGGGAAGACCACCUUAGCUCGAAAAGUUUUCAAUGAUCCAAAUACUGAAAAACAUUUUGACAAGAGAAUAUGGGUGUGUGCUUCGGAGGAUUUCAUUGCCAAUAGGUUGUUUGGAAUGAUUCUACAAUCACUGCAAGGUCGAGAGCCUGAAGCUAAGGAUAGGGAAGCCAGAGUCAAGCAGCUUAAGGAAUUAUUGGAUGGUAAAAAAUACCUACUGGUCUUGGAUGAUGUGUGGAAUAAGGAGUCCAUGCUAUGGAAUGAUUUUCUUGGGUCUCUGAAAGGUACUAGCCAAGCCAUGGGGAGUUGGAUUCUUGUGACCACUCGUGAGCAACAAGUGGUAGACAUCACCAGAAUUUCUUCUCCUCAAGGUUAUUCCUUGAAACAAUUAUCAGAUUAUCAAUGUUGGCGCAUUCUCAAAGAAAAUGCAUUUGGUGCUGGGGAAGUGCCCGAUGGGCUGCAAGAUAUAGGGUUGAAGAUUGUGCAAAGAUGCGGAGGCUUACCAUUGGCUGCAAGUGUUCUCGGUGGCAUGUUGCACAACAAGGGACCAAAUGAAUGGCAAAAAUUAGAGAGUAGGCUUCAAAUUUUAGGUGGAGGUGAAAAUAGUAACGUUAAUGAAAUUUUGAAGUUGAGCUUUGAUCAUCUUCCACAUCCUUCUCUUAAAAAGUGUUUUGCAUAUUGUUCAAUUUUUCCUAAAGAUUUUCAAAUGGAAAGGAAUCAACUAAUCCAACUUUGGGCAGCAGAAGGAUUUCUUCAUUCAAAUCCAACAGACGAUAUGCAUAUGGAGGAAGUUGGUAACAGGUAUUUUACCAUUUUGUUGGAUAGUAACUUAUUUCAAGAGGUAGAGGAGGAUGAUUAUGGGAAUGUUUUGAAUUGCAAAAUGCAUGAUCUUGUACAUGAGAUGGUGCAAUUCAUUUCCAAUUCUAAAACUUUAAGGUUGGCAGAGUCAGGUUUAAAGUUGACAGGGUCUAGCAGCAUUGAUAUGGAGACGUUUUCCAUCCGGUAUCUUGCAUUGGAGAGAAGUCAAGAAGAAAUGCUGUUUCCUUCCACUGAAAGUUUCAAGCGUAUUACGACAUUGUUUUUGCAAGGAAACAGAUCACUUAAUGAUAGGGAGAUGUCAUUUUUUAUGUUGCGAGUUUUGAACUUAAGGGCAUCAAGUGUCCGAGAGCUUCCUAAAUCAAUUGGCAAGCUAACUCAUUUGCGAUAUCUUGAUUCGUCAAAAACUUCAAUCAAAACAUUGCCAGAGUCUCUAUGUCAACUUUACAAUUUGCAGACAUUAAGAGUUAAAUAUUGUCUCUCACUGACAAAGUUUCCAAAGAAUUUCAAGAAUUUGGUGAAUUUGAGGCACUUUGACUUUUUCUCUGAGGAUAAAUCAAGUGAUAUCAUGCCUUUUGAGAUCGGACAGUUGCAAUUUCUCCAAACUUUGCCAUUUUUCAAUAUUGGUGAAGAAAGAGGUCGACAAAUUGGAGAAUUGAGGAAUUUGAAGAAUCUCAAUGGACAGCUUGAGUUACGUAAUCUUGAAUUAGUGAAAAGCAAGGAAGAAGCCCUAUCCGCAAAUCUGAUUGGGAAGCCAAACAUUGAUGAGUUAAUAUUACUAUGGAAUGAAAUAGAUAAUUCAAGAAAUAAUGAUAGUGAAUACAAUCAAGUGUUGGAAGGCUUGCAAGCUCACCAAAAUUUGAAAGGUUUGAUUAUUGAAAGAUUUUUUGGUGAUAAACUUUCAACUUGGAUUGAAAAACUUGGGAAAUUGGUGAAAUUUGAAUUGCAGGAUUGCAAAAAUUGCAAAGAGUUACCAACUCUUGGAAACAUGCCCUUCCUCAGAUCUCUGCACUUGGAAGGACUUGAUAGCCUAACAAGUAUAGGCCCUUCUUUUUAUGGCAAAUCAGGCGUGCAUAGUGGCAGUACCAGUCAAAGACCCCUAAACUUGUUUCCAGCACUUGAAGAUCUCAUUCUAGAGAAUAUGCAAAAUUUGAGGGAAUGGACGGAAGCAACUGUUCAUGAUGGAAUAGUGGUGGUGUUUCCGGUCCUUGGUGUGAUGAGGAUUAUUAAUUGCCCUCAGUUAGCCACUUUUCCAAAUUAUUUUCCACGUCUCAAGGAAUUGAACGUCGAGAAAACCCAAAAUGGAUCAGCAUUAAUGACAUAUAUUUGUAGUGGAGUCAGCACUCUCACUAGUCUUUUCAUUUGGAAUGUGAAUGGGCUCACUAAGUUACCAAAUGUGUUAUUCCAAAACAAUCCCAAGCUUGCACAUCUCCAAUUAAGAGAUUGUGCUGAUUUGACCAAAUUCUUAGAUUUUUCAUUUGAUGUUCCUCAAACUUUAGAAGGACCAAAUUACCAAUCAGUAGCUGAGCACACUUGUAUUGACAAUAAAGCUCCUCAACAUUUGGUUGGCCUUGAGUCCCUAGAGGAAUUAAUUGUUUGGAAUUGCCCCUUGCUCGAAUCAAUUUCAAUCCCCAAGGGACGUAAAUACCUCACUGCCUUGCGACGAGUAUGGAUUCGGUCCUGCAAUGGGUUGACUCACCUGUCCAUCCCCCAAAUAUCUGAGUCAGAGUGGGAUUCCACUUCUUCACCCUUCUCCUCCUCCGGUACUUGUCCUCCUCCUCUUCCUCUUGAGCAAUUGGUAGUAUGCGGAUGCACCAAUCUUAUCUCCUUCCCAAUUGAUUUAGCCCGAACACCUUCUCUCUCUUACGUGGACAUAUCAGAAUGUAAGAAAUUAACUGACUUGCCCAAGGGGAAGCUUUGUUCUCUUACAAGAUUAGAUGCUUUAGAAAUCGGACCAUUCUCAGAAACCACCACAGAGCUGCAUUCCUUCCAAGACCUCUUUGAUGCUCUCCCACCACCGCACUCCUACUUCCCCUCCCUUUCACGUUUAUUUCUGCAUGGAUGGCCUCAUUGGGAAUUUCUGCCCGAGCAACUUCAGUACCUCUCUGCCCUAACAUAUCUUCAACUAGAUGGUUUCGGAGUAAAAUCAUUGCCCGAUUGGUUUGGGAAGCUUUCCUCACUUCUAAUACUUCAGCUCUGGGGAUGUCAAAAGCUAGAGAAUUUACCCUCUCACCAAUCUAUGAGAAGCCUCACCAGACUUGAACAUCUGUUCAUUGACUGCUGUCCCGUCCUAAAGGAAAGAUGCAAUCCAGAGAGCAGCAGCAGUAGCACUGACCCCAAUUCUGAGUGGUCAAAGAUCUCUCACAUUCCCGAGAUUGUUAUUGAUUAGGAGCAGAUCAGAGGCUAAAGUCCAUUUGAAGCUCACAAAUCAUAUAUAUUGGAACCAAAGUCCGCAGCUAUAAUGGUUUCUUGUUACAUGGUCACCACAUAAGUACCUGCCCAUUCUUGGCGCUUGCAAAAAUAAUGGUCUGUUUGCUAUGCGAGGGCUUUCUAGCUUCAAAUAGAUCCAUUAGGGCACUCCCAAAAGAAACCCUUUCUCCUCCUUUGUAUGGAGACAAUUUAGGCAAUACCAAGUUUAGUUUUAGAGUCUACAAUGAACCAUUUUAAAAACACAUGGAAUAGUAUAGAGGGAUGAGGGUGUAAUAGGUUUUAUUUAGGCUUCGAGCUCUCCAACAAGCUGCAACAAAGAUUAUUCGAUUGGCUAGGGGAUUCUCAUGUAUGAGGGAAUGCUAUGUGUAUGAGCAUAAACUUUUGUCUCAAUUUGAUGGGGCAAAUGCUCUAAUUCAAGGCUAUCACAAAGUUGAUGGAAAGAUGCCAUGGUUAAUACGCUCCCUUGGCUCAUCUCAUAAAGCUCCCUGGACUAUAUUUUCAUGAGAUAUUGAUAAUUGCGAUUCUUUGAAAUGAAUCAGGUAAAUGGACUAUGGAGAAGGUCAAAAUUUUUAUGUAUGGUAGGGUUCAAUGCUGGCCUAUAAAUGGAAAUCUUGAUUCAUAUCUUUCAACCAGGACGUGUUCUGAGAGGAAGGAUCAACCUUGUUGACAGUACAGCCCACUGGUGAAAGAAAGUGUCCAUGCCUUGUAAGGGAACCUGUCAUUAAAAAUGCUUGAAAAGGCUUGGCACCUUUUGAGGAACCUUUGCUAUAUUAUCUAGAAAAUACAAUGAGGAUAUGCCUUUCAAGAUUUACGUCUUGGCCUAGUUCAAGUCAUCCUCUGCAGUUGCACUAGAAAAAGUAAGCAGACAACUUUUUUAGUUGGAGCGAUCUACCCGGGCUCUCCCAGAAGAAGACUCUAGCACUUUAAUUGUGCACAGAGAAGGUGGUCAUAGGCAAUUCUAAGUCUAAUUUGAGAGUCUACGGUCAAAAUGGUGAAUCCAUGGAAGUAUACACGAGGCUGAGAGAGAGAGAGAUUUUAUUGAGGCCUAGAGCUCUAUAAGAAUCGGCAUGAUAGGUGAUUCUCGCUGGCUAGAGAGAUUCUCGUAGACGAGGUAAGGAGCAGAGCUAUUGGUUGUAUUUUAAGUCACGCCUUGUAGAAGCAGAACUUGUCUCCAUUCAGUGACAAAUGGUGAGUUGAGAAAUGCUGCUAAUGAGGUCUGUCAGCCAUUUUAAGGAAACACAGCCUGGUCUCCUCAAGAACUAUUGAAGGAUUCUAAGUUGGCACAUCUGAAAUGCUUGAGUAGUAACCCUCCUACCAAUCGAUCAAAAGCCUCCAAACAGGAUGCAUGUCUUCUGAUCUAAAGGGAAGGUGCUGUAGCAAGAGCAGCUGCCUCAACAUUGAAUGGUCAAGACAAAUGUCCUCAGAUUGAAGAAUUUAGAUAACUAAAGAACCUUUCUGGAAGGCUGAUUUUCUACAAUCUUGAGCGAGUCAACGACAGAGAAGUUGCUCAGUGGGCAGAUAUGUUUAGAGAUCCAAAUUUGUAUUAGUUGGAAUUCGGAUGGUAGAGGUUAAGAAUGACAAGAAUGUGUUAAAAGGUAUCCAGCCUUGACCAAAUUAAAAUACUUAACAGGUGAAAUGAAGUGUUUCCCUCCCUUUGACCACUUCUUCCAGUCAUUUCCCGUGUCCUGGCCCAGGAUUUGCCAUAUUCCUCAUUUUUGUGUAGAUGUAGAAGAAUCCAAGCCAAACAUUUUGCUAGUUUCAUCAUCAAGCCUAACAUUUCUGAUGAUAUUCCAUAUGUCCACUUAAUACAUAUCAUCUAUUUAUCAGAUCAUCCUCAACUUCACUUUUAACUUGUUCUUCAUGUCAUACAGAUCUGCGCUAUAUAGUCUGCCUGAGUAUAUUUUAUAGAUUUGGAAAAUCAGAUUGAAAUUGGAUCAUUUUUGGAUUUGAUUAGGGGCUGCUUACUAGAAUUAUUUUGACACUUGUUGCAGUGCCCUGUCCAGAAUAAUUUAUUUGCAAAAUGGCGUAAUGAA
Molecule: messenger RNA, 6094 nt
Organism: Coffea eugenioides
Lineage: Eukaryota; Viridiplantae; Streptophyta; Magnoliopsida; Gentianales; Rubiaceae
Product: putative disease resistance protein RGA3
Exons: 11
Coding region: 187-4020 (1277 amino acids)
Biological process (GO): defense response to other organism
Molecular function (GO): ADP binding
Source: RefSeq, a predicted model, not a curated record